AUCCACACUUCUGUUUUCCAGGAUGCUGGGAUGUAAGGUCUGAGUGAGAAAUCUUCGCCUUUUCUUCUUCUUCUCUCUGCCCCCCCCCCCUUUUUUUUUGCAGAGCAGCUGCUCUUGUUGUUAUUCCCGGUGGACGGAAGAGAGAGGAGGCUAGGGGUGGGGAUUUUCUGGGAAAUUCAAUGGAUAUGAACUUGGGGUCUUCGGAACCUGGCUGGUUUGGAAUAUCUAUGUGCUGAUCGCCUUCUGGAGAGGCAGAAACAAGCUCAUUUGGGGGAAGGAUCUGCACAAGACCAAGAUGUCUCUGGCCACCUUAUACUUCGUUUUGCCCUUAAUGGAAGUACUCUUGUCCGCGGAAGUGAGCGGGCUGCUCGGAGGGGACCGCCUGGAUUGUGUGAAAGCCAGCGACCAGUGUCUCAGGGAGCAGAGCUGCAGCACUAAAUACAGGACACUGAGGCAGUGUGUAGCCGGCAAAGAGAGCAACUUCAGUCGGGCGACAGGCCUGGAGGCAAAGGACGAGUGCAAAAGCGCUAUGGAGGCUCUCAAGCAGAAAUCUCUUUACAAUUGUCGCUGCAAGAGAGGCAUGAAGAAGGAGAAGAACUGCCUGCGUAUUUACUGGAGCAUGUACCAAAGCUUACAGGGAAAUGACUUGCUUGAAGAGUCACCUUAUGAACCAGUUAACAGCAGGUUAUCGGACAUAUUCAGGCUAGCGCCAAUUGUAUCAGGAGACCCUGCCAUUUCAAAGGGGAACAACUGUUUGGAUGCAGCGAAAGCCUGUAACCUAAAUGAUACCUGCAAGAAAUUGCGAUCGGCUUACAUAACCCCCUGUACCAACAGUGUGUCGAAUGAAGUCUGCAAUAAACGGAAGUGUCAUAAGGCCCUAAGGCAGUUUUUCGACAAAGUUCCCCCGAAGCAUAGUUACGGGAUGCUCUUCUGCUCCUGCCGAGACAUUGCAUGUACAGAGAGGCGACGGCAGACCAUUGUUCCUGUAUGUUCGUAUGAGGACAGGGAGAAACCAAACUGCCUGAAUUUACAAGAUACUUGCAAGACAAAUUACAUCUGCAGAUCUCGCCUUGCAGAUUUUAUCUCAAACUGCCAGCCAGAGACACAGUCUAUUAGUAGCUGUCUGAAGGAAAACUAUGCUGACUGCCUGCUUGCUUACUCGGGGCUUAUUGGCACAGUUAUGACACCAAAUUAUUUAAACUCUAUCAGUCUCAGUGUCGCUCCAUGGUGUGAUUGCAGCAACAGCGGCAAUGACAUAGAAGAAUGUCUGAAAUUUCUGAAUUUCUUCCAGGAUAAUAUAUGCCUUAAAAAUGCAAUUCAGGCGUUUGGCAAUGGCACAGAUGUGAAUGUGUGGCAACCACUCGUACCUGCCCAGACUACCACUGUUUUAACGACGACAGCUUACAGGUCUAAGACUCUGGGAUCUGAGAACACCAACAAUGAAAUACCUACCAACAAUGACUUGCCAGCAUGUGCCAAUCUCAAGGUACCAAAGCAGAGCUUCAAUGAAACUGUAGCGACAGAACUUUGUGUGACUGGGAAUGCAAUUGGAAAGGAAAGCAUGGCAGGAGGCUCCACCAGUCACAUUUCCUCCGAUAAUUCGUCUACUCUUCGUAUAAGCAUCAGGCCAAGCACACUUCUCCUGCUGACGGCAAUUGCACUCUCUUUCUGCGUGUGCCCACAUUCAGCAGAAACCUUGAACCUGCUUUAGCAAAAGGACCUGUACAAAGAAAAGAAAAAAGGAAACCCAUCUGUUCCCUAUCAUCCUCUGUUGUUGAUCUAAAAUUACAGCUCUAGAAGUUAAGUUGAGGCACUCUGCUAAAAAAAAAAAAAUAGUUCUGGAUUAUCCUC
This is a messenger RNA of Elgaria multicarinata webbii, 1851 nucleotides long. RefSeq names its product GDNF family receptor alpha 1 (gene GFRA1). Bases 296 to 1711 code for a protein of 471 amino acids. Lineage: Eukaryota; Metazoa; Chordata; Lepidosauria; Squamata; Anguidae. Gene Ontology annotation, biological process: nervous system development. Gene Ontology annotation, cellular component: signaling receptor complex; external side of plasma membrane. The record is from RefSeq and is a predicted model, not a curated record. The transcript has 9 exons. Gene Ontology annotation, molecular function: signaling receptor activity.